AUCUACCAUUAGCAAUAGAUUAAAUAUGAAAAAUUACAAAUUACAGCAAACGAACGAGCAAAAGUCAAACCGUUACCAUAAAUUCAAACGUCCCAUUCAAAUCACACUGCAAUGUCGACUUCACGCAAUCCUUACGUCGACGACUCUAUGCACCUUGUUCCGCUAUGCCGGCAAAUUCAAAUGUCAACAAUUUUGACACUUUGCUUGUGCUUGGGAUUUGCGGUCGAAUUUGCUCCAAAACGUGCGUGAAAAAAGUUUCCGUAAUCCCAGCUUUGAAUAAAUAGAAAAAAACAUUGCAUAUAAACUGUUUCCAGACACAGGCAAACGGAGAAUGGAUUCAAGCGAUUGAAACGACUGUUGAAACAGUGUUCCGCACGAGUGGUACCGCGUGUGUGUGUGUGUGUCUCGUGCUCUAAACCCGUGGACCCCGGAAAAGCCGAACAGGGAAAGGGAAGGGGUCCUGCCCUGCCGCAAAGAAAAUGGGCGCGAACUUUCUAAUCAUGCUGGGCACGAUCGUGGUGCCCUUGGUUGUGAUCUGCUUCGUGUCGAUCGUUACGUUCGUUAAUCUGUACUUAAACGUCAGGAGACGCUUCCCGGCAAAGGUAAACUGUUGGUUCUGCAAUCACGAUACGCACGUGCCGUACGAGCAAUCCAACUCGUUCGUCUGUCCGGCGUGCAAGCAGUACAAUGGGUUUAGCGCUGACGGUGACUACAACCGGGAGAUCCCGGAACAGUACCAGCAGCGGCUGAACAAUUACCACUAUCACCAUCCCGCAAACGUCACCGACGAUGAUAAAUGGGAUAGUUCCACCGUCCGGUCAGUUGCCGGCAGUGGACGCCCCCAGCCCACCAGCAACGGACUGUGCUUCGGGUGCAAUCGCAACCAGGAGCUGAAAAUACAUCAACUCGCAUCGUUCGUGCCGGAAAAUGAGGAUAACUAUGAUGCUGAGGUGGAAGAAUACCGCAAACAGCUGGAACAGGCAUACAAACUGUGCGGCAGAUGCGAACGCGUGUUGAAGCGUACGCUGAACGAUGUGAAGCGCAACGUACUCGGCUCGAAGCUGGCCCAGAUCGGUAGCAAAAGCUUGACCGCGCUCGACAUGCACAUUCGGGCGUCGGGGAAGCAGCAGGCCCACCAGAAGCGGCAACGCUGGGCGAAGGUGUGCGUCUGGGCCAUCACGGGACUGCUGGCGGUGAAGCUGCAGCACCACUUUGCCGACUCGGGCUGGACCGUUGCCGAGCUGAUGCUGCACUGUCCGGCUGCAAUACUUUCCGCCUUUAACAUGGCCCUCUCGUACGGUAUGGCAAUGCGCGAGCUGUUCUGGAAUCUGGCUGACCGAGUGCUAGCCGAGCCGAGCGUGCAGCAAACGACGGAGCGUUUCGAAACGAUUGGGUACGAAAUAUUUCUCCAGUACGUGCCGAAGUCGGUGGUACAAACGUCCGCCCACUACCUGGAAUCACUAUCGGCACAGGUGCCACACGAGCGCAGCUCUCCUGCACUGCUGAACGCUGCGAUAGUAGCGCUGGCCGCACUGCUAGCCUCCUUAGGCAGUCAGCGAACGAUCGUCAAACAGCUGCUGAUCGUAGUGCUCUGUGCCGCCGAUUGUGCAGUAGUGUUUGCGGAGGCGAAAGAUGCACCGACAAUAGCCUUUCUGCUAACUUCCGGAGCCCUCUUAGUAUCGCUCAGCUGCCUAGGACAGCGUUUAAUACGCAGCGAUGUGCCGGCCGGCAAUCUCAAUUCUAGCUUCCACAAGAUCUACUCCCAGCAGUGCAAGGAAAGCGACUACUCCGACGCAGAAACAAGUGCCGCUGGUGAACGGGACACCUCAUUCACCGGACCGGGUCAAGGUCAUGGCUCGUUCGGUAGCAAAAGCCCCCCUUUGCUUCACCGCACCAUAGCGGGGGGUGGUGAUAUGAGCGGUAAAUCGCUCGAUACAACAAAAUCCGGCAGCCCUUCGGGUAUGUCGUUCUCGACCACCAAUCCGUUCCUGAUGGCGGACGGAUCGCCUCCGCUAGGCUGUGGCAGCAAAAUUAGUGGCUCUCUGUUCAACGUUGCUGCCUGCACGAACCAUCGCAGCAGCAGCAUUGGACCAGCCGAUAAGGAGUCGGUGUUUAGCGGCAGAACCAUCGUCCCGUCGUCCAACCAUCACCCCUCAUCAGCCCAUUCGCUGCUGAAAACACCAUCCUUUUCGGUGGACAACUUUCAAACGGUAUCACACGGCUUAACGCACCGGCGAAACCACUCUCGCUACUCGGGACCGACCAACAACCAGUUCCACUACUCGAUGAGCACAAUUAACCAGCAGGAAGAGGAGGACCACCCCAGUCAACUCAUCCCGGACGAUAUCGAUCGGCUAUCGAUCAGCGGGCGUGUGUCGUUAAAUUCGGCUUCAGUACUGUCGCGCAGUCGUGUAUCGCUCAGUGGCACCACUAACCCUUUUGCGAAGAAGUCACUGCACGAGCCGGAAUACGAUGAGCGCGUGAUGCUGCCAUCAGCCGGAUCGCUGCAUCAUCGGGCACGCGUGUUCCGUGCGCCCGAACCAUUUAAAGGCUACGCCAAAGACACACUAUGGACGGGUGGUAACGGCGGGGGUGGUAUCGGUGGCCCCUUCGGUGGUCAGCUGACCCACAUGUCGCGCACCUCAUCCCAGAGCUCCGGGUUUGAAUCGCAGGCCGGCACCACGCGCCGUAACACUCCGACCGAGGUGGACAGUGCGGCGAACGUCGAAAUGCCAUCCGAUGAGCUGCUGUCGCAGCAUAUCGCUUCUCAGCCCCGCAGCGAACAACCCUCACCAGUCCCAUCGUCGGCGUCCGUUUUCGAGUGGAACAACAUCACCGGAGGAGCGUCCAUAUUUGGCAGCAAGGCGACACCAUCCUCCCAGCACCAGCGCUCACUGUUUAGCGAGCAAAACCUCUUCAACAGUGCGCUGCAACAACCGACCGCAGCAAUCGACGGUAGAAUGGGGCCCGCGCAAGGAGGUGCUGCUGCUGCUGCUGCUGGUGGUUUCACAACGAUGGAAGGAUCGGGACUCUUUUUCCCCAAACUUGCCCGCACCUCCACCAUCGGCAAUGGGUCUAUAGCAACCGGCACCACCAUUACGCCGCACAUGGCCGCUCGUCACAUUUUCCCGCCCCAACAGUCCAAAACGCCAUCCUACCAUCAUCAGUUUAGCCAUAACACUACUACUACUACUACUGCUGCAGGGGUGUGCACGCCCUUCGGUAAUACUGCCAGCUUUGCGAGCAAAGCGUUACCCUCCUCACCGGCCUCGCUUGCCGGUAGCAGCCACUAUACCUCAACCAAGUCAACUGCCACCGGCAGAGCAAGCCUGCUGAACAUUAGCAAAUUUACGCAUGAACUCAGCCACAACGGAACCCUGCCCACUGCCUAAGGGAGGAGAAGAAAAGGAAAGACAAGUUUAGCUUAAGUUAGAUAGGUAAAAAUAUCAGUGCUGCCAGCAGAGAGAAAUUCUUCUGCGCACCGAGGUGUGAUUGUAAAGUUAUACGUGUUUCGCUUUUUUUUUGGUAUUGCAAUUUUUUUUACAUUGAAAUAAAAAUAAUAAUCACUGCUGUGAACAUAAAUCGUGCAUCGUCGUGAACGAUUUCAUUUUCGUUCCCUUUUGGUUAGUGAAAUUAAGCAUUAUAACGUAAGGGUUGGUUGUCUUACUUACUCUGCAGUAGUUCCGGUGUGACCACUCCACGAUCUAGUUCUACCGGUUAAUUUUGGCCUUAUUAUCCAAGAUGCACUGGCCACGCUACGUUUUCAUCUUGCACCUAAAACACUUCCAUUGUCCAUGUCGAAGAAUUCAAAGGCCUUUACAGACCAGGCGGCGUUGUCUUGUGAUAUGCAAACCGGACCUUUCCUGUGUGAUUGCUCGACAUUUUCCGCCUGCUACAGAUUGGUUUCCCUUAUCUUCCUUUUUCGCCCAUUAGUAUCCUAGCAACUGAUCGGCCCGUAGUGUUUUCGGAUGUUGUUGAGCGUACAACCGGCAUGCGGGCACUCUCCUGUAAGUAGGUUGAUGAACAAGAAGCUAGGAACUUACUCGAUAAACGGAAGCAACAUUCCAGCACAAUCCACAUUUAAAGAUUGUGAGAAAUGUAAUGCUAAUAUCCCGCGCUGGUGUGUGUAUUGUGAUUGAUAAUUGCCUAAUUUUUAUUUUUCCUUCGCACGAUGCAGGCAGUAUAUAAUAAUAAUAAUAAUAAUAGUAAUGAUACCUGGGCUAAAUGUUUGCGUCCUGUUUGCUGUAUCCCUAUGUUUUGGAAAGAGUGAUUUUGUAUUCAAAAUUGAUUUCAAGUGUAUUUCACUGUUUGCUUUCUUUGCAUUUAGGAGGGGAAGGGAGGGGGGAUGUGUGUCGUUUCCUAGCCUACAAUUGUUACCGAGUCUUUUUUUAUUUAUUAUUAUUUACGAAGAGGAACGGGUGCCUAAGGAUCGGUCGGUGUGUGGACAGACACAUUCGGAUCACUUUCUUGUUAGAGUUCAAUAUACUAGGAAACAGUCCGUUGUUUAGUUCAGAUUCUUGCCCUCCUUUUGCCAUGCUACGCGCUACAUCUCAUUUAACCUACUUCUUUGCCCUUAGUGCACAAACGGGAUAAUAAUAAUACAGCAGUAUGUGUGUGUGUGAGUGUUUUGUACCGAAAACGAGGAGUGUGUGGCAUUUUAACUAAGGUCUAAGUGAUGGGAGCAUAUAUAGCAUCCACACCCGAUACACAUCAAACGUAGAUUAGAGUUUACAUGUUUUAAAAAUAUGCUAACAUAAAGCAUAAAACAACAGUAUAAACAUUCAAGCUUAGCAUUCUGAUGCAGUGCCACUUAUCUGUAGUGAAUCAAAUUUUCUCUGGAGCCACGCUCUGGGGCUACUGAUAGUGAAUGUGUGUGUUACACUCUCUGUUACUGCAGAUGUUAUCUUAAGAGUAUUUCCAUUUAACAUCGCAACUACCUCUUCCUUUUGUUUGCUGUUGUUGCUGGAAAGCAUACGUAAAAAACACCGGCAUACACCACACUCAGCUUACCACUAGCACAUAUAAACUCGCAGACUCACUGGACACUCGCUUCCCUAUGUGAUGCGUUGUUUGGUGGGUAAGCGAGCGCCUUCUACGAGGGUAUAACAUGAAAUUUACAUUACUUAAAGCAUUCUCACGCAGCUGAGAAACGGAUAACAAGUAGAUAUCUUCGAGAGAAAAGAAAAAAAAACAAAACAAGCUAGCGUCAGGAAUGGCGUUCGGGGUGUCAGUCCUUGUGAAAAUACUAGCAGUUGUUGCUACAAACAAACAAAACACGAAAGGGAUAAUAAUAAGGAAGGAGGAGCGCGGAAAGAAAUUAAACGUACAGAACUGGCAGGAUAAGCAAAGCCGAGGCACACGCUCUCACCGACGGACCGG
Anopheles coluzzii is the source of this 5379-nucleotide messenger RNA. RefSeq lists its product as uncharacterized. The transcript has 3 exons. Gene Ontology annotation, biological process: nuclear migration along microtubule. The record is from RefSeq and is a predicted model, not a curated record. The coding region runs from base 480 to 3392 and encodes 970 amino acids. Gene Ontology annotation, molecular function: lamin binding; actin filament binding. Gene Ontology annotation, cellular component: nuclear membrane. NCBI's taxonomy places the organism in Eukaryota, Metazoa, Arthropoda, Insecta, Diptera, Culicidae.